AUGCGUAAAGUCAGAUCUGUUCUGCCAACCAGAGAGAAUGACAGCAUUGAGGAGGAAUUCAUUUCAACCAUAAAAAGAACACCUAGUAGCAAUGGGAUUGACUCUUUAAUUUCCUCCGUUGUUGGUGCAAGUAAUAGUAGUGGUAAUAGUAUUAAUGGUGCAAGUAGUAGUAACAAGAGAUCAUCACACUUUAGAACUUCAUCGAGGGAUUCUAAUUUUUUGCAUUCAUCAUCACCAUUUACAACUCCUCUCUCAAUUCCUCCUUUCAGUUCAUCAUCAUCGAUGGGUGCUAUGGUGGACCAAUCACCAUCACUCGGGUCCUAUUCACCCUCUCCUCUUCUUGCACAAUCAUCAUCUAAGAGUUUUAUAGAUUUUGAAAUUGAACAAUUACGAUCGGAAAUUGAAGAAUUAAAAGUUAUUGUUGAAAGUAUGAUGGAUGAAAGUCAUUCCUAUGCAAUUAAAUAUACUAGAAGAAUUUUAAUUGUUAGUAAUACUUUGAUUUCGAUAUAUGCUGUUGGAAGAAGACUCUAUGAACUUGCAUAUUCAAAUAAGGGGACGAUUUUGAAUCCAUUUACUUAUAUUUCAAUUUUCAAGAAUAACAAACCUAGUGGAUUGACUGGAUCAGCAAAUUCUUCAUCAAAAUUAUUAAAUAAUAUUGAAACAUUGAAUAAGUAUGGAUUGACAUCAAAAAAUAGGACGAGUAGAAUAUUAUUGAAUCAAUUGAAACAUAUUAAAACUGGUCAGACAAGAUCACUCUCCUCCAUGCUGGAUAACGUUGCAAGUCCAAGUGGAAAAAUAUCAGAAUUAUUGCAAAAUAUUAGAAAUUCAAGACAAAUUUAUUCCAAUCGAUAUUCAAAUAAUAAUACUAAUAGUAGUAAUAGGAAUGCAUCAUCACGAUCAUCCUCAAAGGGUCGAAAAGGAGAUUUUAUUUGGAGAAUAUUAGGACUCAUUUGGAAGGAAUUUCUGUGUGCUGCAGUAUUAACACUCAGUUCAUACUGGUUGAUGAAAACCAACUCUAUGAAGAAACAAAUUGCAGUGAUAUUGAGUUUGGUGGCCAAUUUGUAUCUUGCUCUCACAACUGAUCUGUCCCCUUGGGCCAUCUACUUUAAUUUUGUGAGCAUUUUCCUCUACAUUACAGCUCAAUAUGUAAAGAAUACACCAGAGAGUAUGGAAACAGUCAAAUUGAUUGCAUCCAAUAUUACCAAAUCACUCUCCAUGACCAAGACUGAUGAAUUGGAACAAGUUAUUGAUGACACCCUCAAAGAUACAUGCACAGUUUCCACAGAUUUAGUUCUUGAGGAUACUCCAAGACAUUUCUUUAGUGAUCACAUGACCGAUUAA
This is a messenger RNA of Naegleria gruberi, 1341 nucleotides long. RefSeq lists its product as uncharacterized. The coding region runs from base 1 to 1341 and encodes 446 amino acids. Lineage: Eukaryota; Heterolobosea; Eutetramitea; Acrasida; Naegleriidae. The transcript has a single exon. The record is from RefSeq and is a predicted model, not a curated record.